Magallana angulata is the source of this 4008-nucleotide messenger RNA. RefSeq names its product cysteine/serine-rich nuclear protein 3-like. Gene Ontology annotation, biological process: regulation of transcription by RNA polymerase II. Bases 177 to 1961 code for a protein of 594 amino acids. Gene Ontology annotation, molecular function: DNA-binding transcription factor activity, RNA polymerase II-specific; sequence-specific DNA binding. The transcript is spliced from 4 exons. The record is from RefSeq and is a predicted model, not a curated record. Gene Ontology annotation, cellular component: nucleus. Lineage: Eukaryota; Metazoa; Mollusca; Bivalvia; Ostreida; Ostreidae.
AUUAUGUUUUACAUGCCGAUCUAUAUUUAUUCGCGGAAAUACCACAUCUACUUAUGCACUGAGCGCUUUAGCGAGUAUGAACAAUCAACGACUAAAGAGAUUACACCGAAUUUACCGUAAUAGGUCAAUUGACUGUUGAUUGAGACUAGAAGCACAGAAUGUAAAAAGACUUCACAAUGAAGCGCAAAUUGGAGGGUGUUGACUCCUCUCCUCAGACGUCAGAUGCUGAAAACAGUUGUAGUUCCGUCAUUACCAACAGCAGCUCAGAUGUUCCGCUGGACAGCUUACAAAAUCUCUCCUCGAAGAGGAAGAAGACGAAGACGAAAAAGUCGGUCAAGUUCACUGGGGUGACUGUGUUCUACUUCCCCAGGAUUCAGGGAUUUACCUGUAUUCCCAGUGAAGGUGGAUCUACUCUAGGAAUGUCUGACAAACAUCUGUAUAGUAAGGACUUUUCUUUGCAAGAGCACUUUGUAGAGCAAAAGAGAAUCCACAAGUUGUACUUGGAGGAGCAAAGGCGACAAGGGAAAAUAAUUCCUGAAUUUUUGAUGGAGGACAGUGAGGAGGAUGAGGAUUCUGACUUUGACGAUUCUGAUGAAUACUGUUUCCUUCAACCAUUGACCGUUAGGCAGCGUCGCAUAACUCUUAGACAGUCUGGAGUAAAAAAAAUUGAUAGCACCGAAAAAGAUUACUGCAAGAAAGUUAGAAAUUCACGUGAGUUUUGUGGUUGUGAUUGCAAUAUAUUUUGUGAUCCUGAUAGUUGUGCAUGCAGUCUGGCUGGCAUUAAUUGUCAGGUGGACAGACAGUCAUUUCCUUGUGGUUGUUCAAAAGAAGGCUGUGGAAAUAUAAAUGGUCGUAUAGAAUUUAAUCCGCUAAGGGUAAAGACUCAUUUCAUUCAUACAAAAAUGAGACUGGAGCUUGAAAGGCAUGACACAGAUAUUCCUAUCAAAGUGGAUCACUCUUGUUCGAAAGAAACCCCAGACAAUGUAGCAGAGACUGAGAAAGACAUAUCUUGUAAAAAUGACAGAAAAGAAGCCAUUGACUUAACCGAGUUCAAUAGCAAUGAGCUUGGAAGUUGCAGAGACUGUCAAAACUGGGAGGUUUGUAAUGUUAUGAUGCAAGAAGUAGAGAAUGCAGAAGCCGAACAACAGAGAGCGGUCAUGAAUAUCUACAGCAACACUACGCAGCAGAUGGUAGAAAUCUCCAACACUCUGCCAACAGGUGUCUUAAUGUUUAAUGACAAUGAAGGUGAACUAUAUCAAAGAGAGAGUAGCCAAUCCUAUUACCCUUACAAACAAAAUGUACCUUUCUCUGGAAAUCAGGCGUGUCCCAAUGAAAGCACACCAAAUUAUGUUGAGAGAACUGAUUUUCCUAAAACUUAUCAAAAUCUGUCAUCAUUUCAGAACUCUGUUAGCUGCAAUAGUACAGAAUUCUGUGCUAAUGCAGACAAGACCAAAUCAUCUUAUGAACAAAAUGGCCAUUACUACCAAAAGUUCCAUAAUGCAGUAAACCCCAGCAGUCUUGAAUAUAAAAUAGAUUCAACUUACACAGACAUACAUCAUUUUGAAUGGGAGCAACAUAAAAUGAUGCAAAAUCAGGUGCAGCAGACUGCUUUGAACCAAAAUGCCUGCAGUUAUACCACCAUGACAAAUACCACCAGUGACAAAAUUGCUGAGGCUUGUCCUGGUAUUUCUUCACAUAUCAGUAGCAUCAACAACCAGGAGCAAUGUACCACACCCAUCAAUGAAUAUUCGGAGAGCUACAACUGUGAGACCAACAUUGUCACAGGGAAGACCUAUCUUAACCUUGAUAAUACAACCACAUCUCAAGAACCAAAAUUGGAUGGCAUCUCUACUACAACGCAGUCCCAUCCUGGGCUUUUGGAGAUCAACUGUCAAGUUGGAGGAAGCUCUAAUUUCGGUGAAAUUAUCAAGGAAUCCCUUGUAGAAACAGUGUCAGCUUAAAUUGAAAGUUUUUCUUUUUUUCUUUGAAAUGUUUCCUUGCAGUAUUCUUUAUGCUCCAAACUGUUAAAAAAAAUUUUGGAAGAAAAUGAAGUAUUUUCCAGUAUAGUGCUACCUUUGCAUCUUGUAUUAUAACAAGGUCAAUAUAAUACAUGUAUUGCGAGGGAUUUUGCAUUAUUGCAAAAUUUAUUGAUCUCUAUGACAUAUGCUUUUAUGAUUUUAUUUUAACCACUACUUACAUUUUCAUCUCUAAAUGAACACAGCAAGCCAUUUCCUGUACCUGUUGUCAUUUCUUAUAUGUCAUGUUUUGUAUCUUGUACAUGUGUAUAUAUUUGAUAUUGUUGUUUGUACAGUGUUGGAUAAAUGUAGAUUAAGACAGAGUGGCAAAAUUUCUAAGUCAUGAUCUGAUAUGCAUUUAUUUUUAUUUUUAAAUAGAUUUUACAUAUAUUUUGUAGAUUGCAAAUACAAUCUGCUAUCAAAUGGUUGUAUUUCACUCCAAGUUUAUAGAUCAUGUUGAACAAUAUGUCUAUUGAACAAAAUAUUGUAGUUGUUGCAUAAUCAAUGGUUUUAGAACUUUCAGUUUUUAUGCAUAUAUAUAUAUAAUGGUAUAAGUACAUUUGUUUUGACUUGUAGAUUUACUGCAAAUUUAUGAGUUUUAUUUUUGUGAAGUAUUUUUUAUGAAUCUGCAGUAGCUAGUUUUUACAUGGCUUAUUCGUGUAAACAAGUUUAUUGUAUUACAAUUUACAAAAUUUCUUCUUUUCUGUCCUUUUGUGAUGAACACAGUCCUCUAGAUGUUCCCAGUGCUUGUUGACUGACAUAACCAAGUGUUGCAUACAUUAUUGAACUUAAAUCUGAACUUUGAUUUAAUGUAUAUGAAGAAAACAAAAAUGAUUAUGUAUAGUUUUGGACCAAAUUCUAUGGAAAAGAAAAUGAUAUUUACAAAAAUUAUUUUGACUACCAGCAGUGUCAUUUUAACAUGAUAUUUAAAGCAGGUGGUAUCAGAUAUGAAGUAGAUUUGAGUGCUAAUACUUUUUGACUUACAAGUCGAGUUUUUGGUUAGAGGUAUAUCAUCAUUUGUAGACUUAUUAUUCUUGCAUCUUUGUAUUUUUUGGAAGGAAAGUGUGCCAUAUCACAUUGUUAAUGUUAUUCACCCUUUAAAUGGCUUUAAUCGCUGACGGGAAAAACUACAGCAACAUCCCUAAAUCUGUGCUUUUACUGUAAUCCUGGUGCCAAAGACAAACAAAUGUUUGAACAGCUGACAUAGGUCUAGAAACUUCUUUGUAGAUUUUACACAUUCUAUGGCUAUAAAUCUAAGGAGGACAAAAUUAUUUUGAUAAUGCAAAGUUUUUUAAAUUGAAAGUAUUUAAAACCAGUUUUGUUUUAUUUUCUAUGGAAAUAACACACUAUAAAUAGCAUGAUGCUAGUUAGGAUGUCAAUUAUAUGAAAUUAGAUUUGAAAAUUUUGACUAUAUAGCUGCACAAGUCUAAAUUUGCCCUGCUGUAGGUUUCUGCUGGAAAAUAUGCUGGCUGUUUUCAUUAUGAUUGUACAUUUGUUAUCAUUAUUACUUUAAAAAAUACUUUCAGGUCAAAGUAUUAUAUUGUUUCAAUUGUAAUUUAUUUUAAAAUGCAACCAGAAUUGCAGGUCUCUUCUUGUUAACUUUUCUACCAAUAUUUCAAAGAGUGAAUUUAUCUGCUUCAGUUGAUAUUUUACAUAAAAUGGGUGCAAUAUUGUUUUUGCAUUUCUCUAGUACAUUUACAUCUUUUCAUUGUAAUUUCUCAGCAAAACCUAGAGAGAUAAUAAAACUUUGGUGCUUUUAUGAAUUUUCAGUCUCUAUAGUUGAACUCUCUGUGCAUUAAUGUUAUCUCAAAAGAGGAAAGAGUAUAACUGUCAUGUCAAUCCUUUGUUUCUUUGUAUGUUUCUCAAGCAUGUUUAGUGGAUAAAUACUUUUAUAUAUAUUGUAAUGUGAUGCCUCUUUAUACAAAUUAUUUGCAUUGUAAUGUGUAAGUGUUAAAUGUACAAAAAGUGCAUGUGCAAUAAACAUCAAAAUAAA